This is a messenger RNA of Phyllostomus hastatus (greater spear-nosed bat), 1743 nucleotides long. It is a transcript of the gene CNEP1R1, whose product is annotated as CTD nuclear envelope phosphatase 1 regulatory subunit 1. The transcript has 6 exons. The record is from RefSeq and is a predicted model, not a curated record. Lineage: Eukaryota; Metazoa; Chordata; Mammalia; Chiroptera; Phyllostomidae. Bases 105 to 482 code for a protein of 125 amino acids. Gene Ontology annotation, cellular component: cytoplasm; Nem1-Spo7 phosphatase complex.
CGGGAGGAGCGGUUAGGGGCGGGAGUUGGCGCUGCGGGCGGGGCGGAGGCCGCGGAGCUGCGAUGCGGACCGGAGCGCGUCCGUGACCGGAGCUGCCGGCCGACAUGAACUCGCUGGAGCAGGCGGAAGAUCUCAAGGCUUUCGAGAGGAGACUCACCGAGUACAUUCACUGUUUGCAACCUGCCACCGGACGCUGGAGAAUGCUUCUUAUAGUGGUAUCUGUGUGUACGGCUACUGGUGCCUGGAACUGGUUAAUAGACCCCGAGACGCAAAAGGUGUCCUUCCUCACGUCGCUGUGGAACCACCCGUUCUUCACCAUCAGCUGCAUCACCCUGAUAGGCCUGUUCUUCGCCGGCAUACACAAGAGGGUCGUGGCCCCGUCGAUCAUAGCCGCCCGGUGCCGGACCGUGCUGGCGGAGUACAACAUGUCCUGUGACGACACGGGAAAGCUGAUCCUGAAGCCUCGGCCUCACGUCCAGUGACAGUCGGCGGCGGUCGUCGCGGGCGCGCGGCGGCCUGAGCUUGGAGCGGCGCGUGGCGGGCACCGCAGCAGCUGACAAGAAGCGUGCAAUAUCCCCCAGGUGGCCUGGUGCUGACGCCGCAGUGCCCGUGCGUCGGGGCCUCGGGUCGCCCGAAUGUCAGUGUUAGUGUCACUUUAGUGCUUCAGACCCCGCAGAGCCUGUCGGGGAUGAAGUGCGUGUGUGUGUGUUACUCAGUGAAACCUAGAACCAGAACCUCAGCAGUUUUAUAAUGUAUUUUUGCAAACUACUGUCAAUAGCAGACCAGUGCCCGUGUCAAAGAGGAACGCGCGUGUGGACUCGGUCCUCCUGCACCAGUGUUGCGAGCGAUCCGGCUCGCCACCCCCCCGCCCUUCGCCACCAGCCGGCUGCACACGGUGGCCGUGCCUUCCGCCCGCCCUCCCCGCCUGCGGUCACGGUCAUGGUGCGGGAGCCGCAGCGGGAGCUGAGCCGAGGCUGAGGACACCCGUCAUUUCAUGGUGUUGUGGAAGCUAGAGGUGUGUGAGGAACAGUUUCUGUUGAACCAGACGGUGAACUUCAGCCACUUUGUGAUAUUUUCCUGUUCAUUGUUCUCAUUUAAUGCUAAAUUGACUUCCUAUUUUUUUAAUACUUUUAAGAACACUCCAGAGGCUUCUGAAUAUACCGGUUAGUUAUAAAUUACGUACUGUCUGGGAAUUAGGUAGUCCCUGUUUUAGACCGUUGGAUUCUGCGCUGUGGCCAGUGGGCUGUCGCACUGGUGCUGCGCCGUGUGCCGGCCCUGCGCCCUGUCGCGGGGAGUGGGGUGGUGCCGAGAGCCAGUCUGCCGCCCUCACCGUUCGGGGCGUGUGGCUGACGUGCCGCUCGUGCGUGUUAGGCACGCGCACGCCAGUGGCCCUCAGAUUUAAACUAUUGGGAUUGCGAUGAGUAUUUUAAAGAACUGGAGGUGCCUUUUACCUGUUUAUUAGAAGAUUUUGAAAACGUUUAAAUUACUUCAAGAGCGAUCUUUUAAAUUUCAUUUGACAUGAGGCUGAAAAUUCAAUAACAGGACAAAAACUUUUUAACUAGGCUACCAUGUUCAUCUUGGCUUUCACGUGUAUAAAAUUUUAUUCUUUGAACUGUAGCAAUAAAACCCUCUGCUCCUAAGAAGUCUUAAGAGGGUAUUCUAUAUAUUCUGUGUUGUUUUAUUUUCUGUAAAUUUUGUAGGUAAAUAUGUGCAUAAAAUAAAUACUUUAUAUAUAAUUAGUGA